Messenger RNA from Thermochaetoides thermophila DSM 1495, 2250 nucleotides. Its product is annotated as zinc-finger transcription factor of the Zn(2)-cys binuclear cluster domain type-like protein. The coding region runs from base 1 to 2250 and encodes 749 amino acids. Gene Ontology annotation, biological process: positive regulation of transcription by RNA polymerase II. Gene Ontology annotation, molecular function: transcription cis-regulatory region binding; DNA-binding transcription factor activity, RNA polymerase II-specific; zinc ion binding. NCBI's taxonomy places the organism in Eukaryota, Fungi, Ascomycota, Sordariomycetes, Sordariales, Chaetomiaceae. The transcript has 6 exons. The record is from RefSeq and is a predicted model, not a curated record. Gene Ontology annotation, cellular component: nucleus.
AUGACGAGCAAAAGCCUCACUCCAAGCCCCCCAGCGGGGGCCCCGCUAGCAGGACAGAACGUUGCAGAGGGAAAGAUGUUGCUGUACACUCGUGUUGCCCCCCCCAAGCAACCCAAAAAACGUUCACGAGGUGGAUGUACAUACUGCAAGGAAAAGAAGAAAAAAUGCGACGAAGGACGCCCCAGCUGCUCUCGAUGCAUCAGCCAUGGCGUUGAGUGCUCCUACGAACCAAUAAAGCCGCGCCAAAGGCAGCCCAGGAGACGUGAAGCAUCGGCAACACCUACAACAGCACAAUCAGCACUUCCAAUUGAUACCGUUGUGGAGGAUCGAGAGCCGUCGAGCAUGUACGAGAUGUGCAGGAGGAUAGCCGCUGCGUCAGCCGCAGCAUCAUCAUCUUCAACUGCCGGCCAACUUCCAUACUCUGGAAGCAGGGCGCAAACAACAACCCCUAACAGCAUGCUGUCCCUACCAUAUCACACCCGAUACCCAACCGGGAACAAGCCCGAUAGCUUCUCUCCCUUCUACCCGCCAAUACCGUCCCAAACAGCAGACCUUCUCUCUCCAAUAGACACCCACGACCGCCAAUCCGACGAUCCCAACAACCAACAACCUCCUACCGCAACUAACGCCCUCACUUUAACUUCCCAUCAACCCCCCUACCGUGCCUUCAUCCCCCCUCUCACAAUCCCUCACUUCUCCCCGCCGAACUUCAUCGAAAUGACCCCCGACCCCCAUCGACGCGCCCUCCUCUUCCACUUCUGUCGCGUUCUCUCGCACCGCAUCGUCCUGCGCGAGGAGACAGGCAACCCCUUCCAGCGAUUCGUGCUGCCCCUAACGAUGAGGGAGGGCGAGCCGACGCCAGUGUUUUGGGCGUUGCUGGCACUUUCGAGCGGGCAUAAGGAGUAUCGCCUCGGAGGGGGGGAUGAGGGGGGGGAGGAGGAGGAGAAGGGGAAGGAGAAUGCAGUUUGGUUCCAUAGUAUGGCGUUAAGGGGGUUGGCCGGAUGGAUUCAAAAGGGAGAGAAGGAGAGGAGGAAUGAGAUGCUUGCAACAGUGAUGUUGUUGGUUUAUUAUGAGUGUGCUUUCCGAUUCUACGACGUUAUAACGGCCCUUUCCAACGGCGCUGCUCCCCUCUCAGCAGCCCCUCAGCCAGGCUGCCUGCGUCCAAUCUCCCCCCUCGGCACACCUAUUCCUCCUCCUUCUCCAUCUCUCGACUCCGAUUCCGGUCCCUCGUCAUCCCUCAACGACGUCGAUACGCUCCUUGGUAUGACAACAACCCUCUGGCCCAUCAUCCAUCGCCUGGCUGAGCUAAGAGCUCUACGCUCCGAGCUGGACGCUGCGAUAGCGGCACAAUCAGCGAAAGCCCCCUCCUCAACAAACACAAAUACCAACGUCGAGGUUCUCCGCACAGCCCUCGAAACCGCCGCCAAGGGCAUCGAAAGUGCCCUGCUGCGCUGGCACGCCAAAAAACCUUCCGGCUGCGCAGCCGACGAAAUAGAUGUCGACUUCUCUCAGCCAUCAUCCCCAGCAAACCCUUCCUCUGCCUCAUCCCCUUCCUCCCCGUCAUCAACCCCAUCCUCAUUCGCCUCCGUCCGCGUCCUCCCCUCUUCCGACCCCUUCGAAGCCCACCUCUCCUCCAUCCACCACAACUCUAUGGCCUACCGGCACGCUGCCCUCGUCCAUCUCUACCGCGCCAUUCUUCCUCCCCCGUCUUCGUCUCAGGCAAGCAUCCGCACCCAACAAAUCCAGCACCAUGCGCACCUCGCACUAACACACUGCGCGCUCGUCGUAGCGCACGGGGGGCCUGUGGCGGCGUUAUUGUGGCCCAUGUUUGUUGCGGCGUGUGAGGCGCUGACGGUGGGAGAUCGGGCGCUGGCCACGGAGGUUUUCGCGGUUGUGGAUAAGAGGCAGGGGAUGAGGAAUAUUGGAAGGGCGUGGGAGAUUGUGAGGGAGGUUUGGAAGAGGAGGGAUAGGGGCGAAGGGGGUUGGAGAGAGGGCUCCGAAAAGUUCGAACUUUGGGAUCUCAGCGUCGGCGCGGUAGCCGACGAGAAGGUUCCCAAUUCUGAGCGCAUCAGAGACACAGAGUGGGAGGGUUACACAAAAAUUGGAGGCACCAUUUGGCACAAGCAAGGCCGCGUUGGACGCAGCCAGGCGGUCACUGGUGCUUUAGGGAGUUGCAUUGAAGAAGCCAACGGACGAUUGACACGCCGAGGACCAGCGCAACGGAUGCCGGCACACACCAGCAUCAACUAG